Molecule: messenger RNA, 641 nt
Organism: Neltuma alba
Lineage: Eukaryota; Viridiplantae; Streptophyta; Magnoliopsida; Fabales; Fabaceae
Product: cystathionine beta-lyase, chloroplastic-like
Exons: 3
Biological process (GO): transsulfuration
Cellular component (GO): cytoplasm
Molecular function (GO): carbon-sulfur lyase activity; pyridoxal phosphate binding
Source: RefSeq, a predicted model, not a curated record
GAUAAUGCGCAAAAGAUUGCUGAGUUUCUUGCCUCCCAUCCUCGAGUAACGAAAAUAAACUAUGCUGGUCUUCCUGGACAUCCUGGACAUGACCUACACUACUCUCAAGCAAUAGGAGCUGGAUCUGUGCUUAGCUUCACAACAGGAUCACUCCCACUGUCAAAGCAUAUAGUUGAAACUACCAAAUUCUUCAGCAUGACAGUUAGUUUCGGGGGUGUAAGUUCAGUGAUAUGCUUGCCUUGGUAUACGUCUCAUUCUAGCAUUCCUGAAGAAGAUCGUUUGGCCAGAGGUUUAACUGAAGACCUCGUGCGUAUUUCUGUGGGGAUUGAGGAUGUUGAUGAUCUUAUUGCUGAUCUCCAUAAAGCUCUCUCAUCUGGCCCAAUCUAAUUGAACUUCCUAUGUUAGUUAGUGUGUUUUUGGGCUAGGUUGCUUCAAAUAAUGUGUGUGCGCAAUGGUGUGUUUUGUUGUUGUUGUUUAGUUGUACUGUAUUUUUUUUUUUGGAGUGAAAUAUUUGAAUUGUAUUAUUAAAUGGCCAUCAACGCUUCAAUUUCAUCAUUUGGAAUAAGGUUGGUGUCUUUACCUUCCUCUCUACCUUCUUGCUUAAUUUAAUGAUUUUUAAUUUAUCGAUGAUAAUUAUUUAA